Silurus meridionalis is the source of this 5402-nucleotide messenger RNA. RefSeq names its product exocyst complex component 3-like 2a (gene exoc3l2a). Gene Ontology annotation, biological process: exocyst localization; exocytosis. The coding region runs from base 305 to 3163 and encodes 952 amino acids. The record is from RefSeq and is a predicted model, not a curated record. Lineage: Eukaryota; Metazoa; Chordata; Actinopteri; Siluriformes; Siluridae. Gene Ontology annotation, molecular function: SNARE binding. The transcript is spliced from 13 exons. Gene Ontology annotation, cellular component: exocyst.
GUGUUUGUUUAGGGAGGGUGCCUCUGUUUCCUCAGGAUAACACAUCAGCAUCUGGUAGCAAACGAAGUGCCGGUGGCCGACAUUCCAUCAGACCUGUCUGGCACCUCUGAAGAAGAAACACACACACACACACACACACACACACACACACACACACACACAUACACACACCCUCACACCCUCACUCCUUCUGUGGACCUUCACACACUGGUAUGGCACAGAAGUGAAGCGUAUGUCCACUGGAGCUGAAGGACGAUCGCACGGCCAUUUUGUUUCCCAGUGUUGAACCCUUCCUGGAGCCAACAUGCCCAUCCUGAAGAAGCUCCCCGGGAGGUCGAGGAAUAACCUCAGCAACGGUGAUGUGAUGCUUAAGAACAACCAUGAAAACAGCGAAACAACGCUGCAGGGUAACCAUGGCAACGGUGAACUCAUCCUUCUGCCGGACAGCCUCAACCCUUUUGACGACAUAGACCUGGACGUGGGAUGGAAUGAAGGAGAAAGUGGGGUAUGGGAGAGAGGACGGGACCUGACAAAUUCGUCGCGUGAUGGCGAGGCGCUGGAAAACGAGGUGAACGCCGAGCUGCACGGAAGCCUGAAGGUCACGGACAGGUCAAAGGGCAGCUCUCCUCUAAGAGGGACCCUGGAGCGAAUCUGUGGCUCAUCACCCCUGAAGACGUUGGGGAAACUGAGCAAGGGGCUGCGCAUGACCGGAAGAAACGUGUGGAGCAACACCCUCCCGGCAACGCCCACUACCGGGAAGGAGAAGAAGAAGAAACAGAAGAAUCAUAGGAGAGCAUCCGAGGAGAUCAUGACCUUGCUGAGGCUGGCGGGCCGGAGGAAGAAGAGUGAACGUAGAGAGAGUCUCCCCGAGGACGAGGUGAAUGGUGAGGAUGAUGAGGACGCCCACCGCCGACCCUCGUUCCUGCGGAGCCUAAGCAAACUCCGUGGAGACUCUCUGACCAGCCGCGACUCCCAGGAGGCCGAGCUUGAGAGCCCAGAGGAGGAGACUCCUAUCAAACGCAGAGAGCCACUCUCAGUCCUUGAAAUCCUGCAGCUGGUAAAUCAGCGAGACCUCCUGCUGGCUGACACCCACAUCCAAGAGCUGGAGAGAGAAUGUGAACUUGACCCUACCCUUUUGCAAACUCCGCCCACCACCCCUACAACCAUUGCUACAACUCCCCCACCGUCCUCGCAUCUGUGGCUUUCCCUGGUGGGCCAGUGUGAUGAUGAGAUUCCGAGCCCCUGGGACGCGAGCUUAAGGAAAGUUAAAGAUGUUGAGUUGCUCCAUGAGGCACUGCAGAGAGAAAUGUGGGAUGUGGUACGUGAGUCCCUACGGCAACCAUGUGCUGGCCCCCAGCUUGGCCUCGUCGUUCUUGUGAUCCAGCAGGAGGAGCAUGCCGACCGCAUCUGGACCCUACGCCAAGAGGCUCAAUUCGAGCACCGUAAUGGGACAGAGCCUGAUCUGCAUGAGAAGGAACAGUCAGACCUUCACGAAAGACCCCGCUCUGACCAGCGCCACGAGGCCCUGUCCAACAUGUUUGAGGGGGUCCAUUCCAGCAAGCGUCCAAGGAGGCUGAGGCAAAAAUGGGCGGAGGCAGUGGGAGAAGCAGCUGAUUGGUCACUUCCACAGCAUGGGGGUAUUGCAGCAGGACAGAUGAGCAUAUUCCUGGAUCGGCUAAGAAGCAGAGUGGUGGAAGACAUGGAUGCGGCACGGAGAAACGUAGUAGGAGUGUAUCCGAAAGAGUUCUCUGUGUUCCAGGUGUACAUGCAGAGCUACCACAGAGGCGUGGCCAAACGUCUCCGAACCAUCACCGCAGGCCAAAUGCAGAUCACUGAUAUCUACUCAUUGCUUGACUGGGUCUACAACAUCUACAACAGGGAUGUGCUGGGCGUUGUGGGUGCCAUGGGGUCUAUAGACUGUGGAUCUCUCGAGCCACUGCUUCCUGCCGAGGUCAUGGACAGACUGGAGCAAGAGUGUCUUGACACCGUCUGGGAUAAAGUAACUAUGGAGCUCUGUCAGGUUCUGGAGGAUGAAGAGAAGCGAUGGGCUCAGACUUUACACAUUGAGGAGUACCAGUCCGGCCUUGCACGUUCAAUCAUACAGAGGCUGAAGGUGGACCUGGACAGAUCGACUGGUGUCAGUCAGCCCUUGGGAGCUCGAGUGGCCCGGUGCACUCUAAAAGGUUUAGCUGACUUCCUCCACAGUUUCCAGAGGAAGGUGGAGAUGUUUCACGAGACUCAGGCGGAGUUUGGGGAUCGAGCUGAUGGUUAUGUGUCCCGCACCAUCGCUCUGGCCAACUGUGUCCCUCCCUUCAGAAGCUUUGUGGAGCGCUGUAGGCAGUGUGAUCCCCUCGGCAGUGAGGACUCCUCCCACAGAGCGCACUCAUCACUCGAGCGCAUCAUCAACCAGUCUGUACGUGUUCUCACUGACAGACUUUUCGAAAGCAUUAGGCCCUUCUUUGAUAAACUGCUGAGAAAGAAAUGGCUGAACAACACCGAGGCGUAUGAAAGCAUCGAGGCCUCCAUCAAACAGCACUUUAAAAAGUUUCGCAGGAUGGACUGUCCGCCCUAUCAGACACUAGUGAACGAGGUGCACAGGCGGGUCAUGCUGGAAUACAUACGUGCCAUCAUGAGGGGGCGGGUCAUCUGCACGUCACUCAAAAUGAGGAAGAGACUCGCAUUCCGGCUGCAGGACGAAGCCAGGCAGCUUAAAGCACUUUUUAAAGACCUGGAGUCUACCUGUUCCUGGCUGGAUAAUGUGAUCAGUCACCUGGCUGACAUCAUCCUCCUGGAGGACACACCCUCUAUUCAGAUGGAAGUGGGGAUGCUGGUGAAGGAGUUUCCAGAUAUUCGGAGGAAGCAUGUCUCCGCUGUACUCAAUGUCAGAGGGAUGGUCCAGCAGGCAGAACGUCACGAGAUUCUCGCAGUCGUUCGGGACUUUGAGACCAGCGAUAGCCCUGCCAUCGUUUCCAGAGAUCACGCCUUGUUCUCUGAGAUCACUGUUGCAACGGACAUGCCUUGUCUGGGACUGGUUCUGAUUCGUUUCGGACUGAGAGUGACAUCAUGGGUGUCAAGCGCCCGACCUCACAGGAGACGCCUCAAAAUAAGCGCGAGUCGGAGAUCAGGUGGCGCUAACGAACAAGUUACACAAGAAAACCAAUAACAGCUCACUAACCAUAACUAGUAGACAAUAAGUAACAGGUCAACAUGUUACAGAUAUUAGCUAGUAAUCAGUCAAAAAUGGAAGCAAAUGAAUCGCUCAGCAAAUGUUCCCAACCGUGUUGCAAUUUGACAGCUCCCACAACAGUCAGCAUUUUUUUUGCUAACACGCCAUUUGGAUGGCAGAUUUCCUUCAAGGUCUGCAUGAGAGAAGAUUAAAACUAUUUUGACCAAAUUUAAAUUUGAUACGUGUCCAUGAUAUCUUUAAACAGGUUCAAUCCAAAAGGCAGACCAAACACAAACUAAAAAAGGUUGUUCCAAAUGAUAGCAUAAGAUGUUACCCUUCUAGUUACCCUUACUUAUUUUGUUUAGCAGGAAAUUAGUUGCAGCUCAUGAUCAGUGCUCAGGUACGCCAAUAAAAUAGCGGAAUUGAACAGAUCAGCAAUUGUAGUUAGUCCACGAUGAACGCUACAAUUGCUACAGUAUAACUGAUGAUACUGAAAUCUGAAUCUGAAAAAGGCUCCUUUUUUAGUCACAAUUAGUGCCACUAAAAUGGAACAACCAAAUAGAUCACAUGCAGCUUAGCAACCCUGUAGCACAAAAACACGACAGCCACCAAGUCAAACCAACCGCCGGAUUCACCGAAAUCCAUGCGUUCCACAAGACAAGCGCAGGAAGACAUAGAAAAAAAAAUGUGACCCCUUCGCAUUUCUUCGAGGUGGGAGGAUUGAAACAGGAAGUACUCUCCAUUAUUCACACAGCUAACAGGAAGUGGACUUAAUGACCGCCGAGUCAUCUGUCCCUCGGCCUGACACAGCUAAUGGUUCCUCCGGUGGAAACGAAGCCCUAUUCUAAUUCAUGCCGAACAAUGGAGUGCGCUCGUGAAUAGACGCGAGGUCUCGUCCCGUUUUAAUCCAAAACUGCUGGAUAAAUAAGAUAGAAACCUAAAAAAAAAGACGACACUUGCAAGGUAUACUCAAUCCUUCUCCAGAUUUGCCGAAAGGAAAAAUGAUAAGACUUUUUUUUUGUUAUAUACCGAGAGCAGUGUGGUGAGACAGAGUGGGGUUUAGUGUUUAUCUUAAAUAGCUACCUGGUCACAAUUACAAUCAACAUGGGUCACUUCCUAAAACAAUUAAAACAGGCGUAGAUAGUGCACUUAAGCUGCCUUGUGAUUUUCAUGUGGCGAUUGUUGCUAGAUGAAAUCUUCGGAAUUAUGAAAAUUCCAGGGAAAGGAUUUUUAUUAUAUUUUUCGUUUGCAAACUGGAAAUCAUUUGGUGCAGAAAACAAGCAUAAAUGCAAAUAUUCAUUCGCUCUUAUAGCCUUUCUGUAAGUUGCUCAGCUCAGCUUUUUUUUGCAGUCGGCCAUCUUGGAUCGCAGUGCUACUAAAUUCCCCUACCACAUUACAUGUUCUAAUCUUGAUGGCUGAUUUUCGUUGUACGCCCUGUUUCCCUGUUACAUUGUCUCGGCUCAAUCUUUUUUGAAGUGCAUGCCAAAUUACCUGCAGUCUCAGAGAAUAAACAGAGGCAACAGUGUCUUAUUGAUAUUCCUUUUCAUUUCUGAAAAUAAUCCCCACAAAACUCAUACGAUAUUGUUUUCAGCGUCACGUCGAGAGAUCGAACUGUACAUUAGUGUGAGUGAUGUUCAGCCUGGAGUAAACGUAAAGAACAUUUGGGGACCAAAAGAAAUUUGGAGCAGAUGUAUUGUAGACUCAUUAAGAAUGUAAUGAUAAGCAUGAUGGCUUUGGGAGGUGGUUAUGCAGAUUUUAAGAGCAAGUGUGUUCGGUAAAAGAGGUCUCUGUGCUCUCGAGGUUCGGUUACGGUUCUGGGAGUGCGAGAGGUUUAGGGAUGUGUCUUUAAAUCUCAGCAUAGGUUUGUGAAUGUAAUUCAUGAUGCAAAAACUCUAAAAAUGAGAACGCUUUUUGCUAUUUGAAUCGUAACUCAAGCCGAAUCGUUCUAUGCACGAUGGAUAUCAAUAGUCCAAAAGAAGAGUUUAUAUUAUUAGAGAAAUAUUUUCAGUAACUGUACUUAAUCUUAUUACUGUAGUAUGCGCGUCCUUCUCAACUAGCUGGUCUUGAACUGUAUCUAUUCAAUUAUUUGUGCAGUUUUUUUUUCAUGAAAUUCUUGUGAAAUCAAUUGAAAGGAUAUGAACUGAAGUGAUGUGAAACAUAAAUGGGAUUGUUUUUAAAGACUUUCAGUGAAAAUAAAAAAAGAAACCCAUUGACUGGGAUUUCGAACCAAAGACUA